AUGAGUUUGAAUAGCUCUAAGUACUUUUUAAUAAGUAUUUAAGGUUGGUAGAUAGUAGGAGCAAAACUAAAAAAUACUCCAAUUCAAUCUAUAUAAAAAAAUCCUUGUUUACUAAUCCUAUCAAAUUAUCUGAGUAGUCAGAGAAGUUUUUCAAAACCUGGGUAUUAUAGCUUGUUGAUAUUUGA
Messenger RNA from Paramecium primaurelia, 185 nucleotides. NCBI's taxonomy places the organism in Eukaryota, Ciliophora, Oligohymenophorea, Peniculida, Parameciidae. The record is from the annotation of a GenBank genome assembly.